UCCCUCCCUGCCAGCUCCCAGAAGGCCCGCAGCCCAGACGCCUGCUCACUGGCCCUGGAGCACAGCCCCACCCCAGCCUGCCAGGCUCCUGUCCUGCACCCGACCUGGUGCAACCCCCACCCCCGUCCAGGGCAGCAGCUUCACCAGCCUCUGGGUCCCUGCUUCACCUCUCCACCUCGGAAGGCUGACCUUUCCAUUCCUGUCUGUGUCUGACUUUUCCUGCCGGGCUUGGGCCCCCCUGUGGCCCCCCUCACCGUGUCUGUGAUUGAGCCCCCUUCCUGCCUCCUGAAGAGCAACCAUGGCCACCUACAAAGUCAGGGUGGCCACAGGCACCGAUUUCUUGUCGGGAACCAUGGACUCCAUCUCUCUGAUCAUCGUGGGGACUCAGGGAGAGAGCCAUAAGCAGCUGCUGAAUCACUUUGGGAGAGAUUUUGCAACUGGUGCGGUGGACGACUACACUGUCCAGUGUCAGCAGGACCUGGGGGACCUCAUCAUCGUCCGCCUGUACAAGGAGCGCUACUCCUUCUUCCCCAAGAACCCCUGGUACUGCAACUACGUGCAGGUCUGUGCACCCAAUGGCCGCAUCUACCACUUCCCUGCCUACCAGUGGAUAGACGGCUAUGGGACCCUGGCGCUCCGGGAGGCUACAGGAAAGACAGCAGCAGAUGACACACUCCCGAUCCUUCUGGAACACCGAAAGGAGGAGCUCAGAGCCAAGCAGGACUUCUACCAAUGGAGAGUCUUUGUUCCUGGCCUGCCCAACUACGUACACAUUCCCAGCUACCGCCCUCCUGCCCGGAGAAACCCCAACCGGCCGGAGUGGAAUGGCUAUAUCCCGGGGUUCCCGAUUCUCAUAAACUUUAAGGCCACCAAGUUCCUGGACUUAAAUCUGCGCUACUCCUUCAUCAAGACGGCCUCCUUCUUCCUCCGCCUGAGCCCCAUGGCACUGGGGUUCAAACUCCGCGGCCUGGUGGACAGCAAACGGUCCUGGAAGAGACUGAAGGACAUUAAGAAAAUUUUCCCUGGCAAUAAAUCUGUCGUCUUCGAGUACGUGGCUGAGCACUGGGCAGAGGACAGCUUCUUUGGGUACCAGUACCUCAAUGGCAUCAACCCAGGCCUGCUCUGCCGCUGCACGCGGAUCCCGGACAAGUUCCCGGUCACAGACGACAUGGUGGCCCCCUUCCUGGGCGAGGGAACGUGCCUACAAGCGGAACUGGAGAAGGGGAACAUUUACCUGGCCGACUACCGCAUCUUGGAGGGCAUUCCCGCCGUUGAACUUAACGGCCAGAAGCAGUACCACUGUGCCCCACUCUGCCUGCUGCACUUUGGCCGGGAAGGGAACCUCCUGCCUAUUGCCAUCCAGCUCAGCCAGACCCCCGGGCCCGACUGCCCCAUCUUCCUGCCCAGUGACUCCGAGUGGGACUGGCUGCUGGCCAAGACAUGGGUGCGCUAUGCUGAGUUCUACUGCCACGAGGGCAUCUCCCACUUACUGGAGACCCACCUCAUCGCUGAGGCCUUCUGCCUGGCCAUGCUGAGGCAGCUACCCAUGUGCCACCCCCUCUACAAGCUCCUCAUCCCCCACACCCGAUACACCAUCCAGAUCAACAGCAUCGGGCGGGCUGUCCUCCUUAAUGAAGGGGGGCUCUCUGCCAGGAGCAUGUCCCUGGGCCUGGCGGGCUUUGCCGAGGCGAUGGUGCGGGCUCUGUCGGAGAUCAACUAUGACAACCUCUACCUCCCCGACGACUUCGUGAGACGUGGGGUUCAGGACCUGCCAGGGUAUUAUUACCGUGAGGACAGCCUGGCAGUGUGGGACGCACUGGAGAGGUAUGUGACAGAGAUCAUCACCUACUAUUACCCGUGUGACGCUGCUGUGGAAGGUGACCUGGAAUUGCAGUCCUGGGUGCAGGAGAUAUUCAAGGAGUGCCUACUAGGGCGUGAGAGUUCAGGCUUCCCCACAUGCUUGCGAACUCUGCCUGAGCUGAUCCGAUAUAUCACCAUUGUCAUCUACACCUGCUCUGCAAAGCACGCAGCUGUCAACACAGGGCAGUUGGAGUUCACCGCCUGGAUGCCCAACUUCCCCUCAUCCAUGCGGAACCCACCAAUACAGGCCAAGGGGCUGACCACACUGGAGACCUUUCUUGACACAUUGCCGGAUAUUAAGACCACAUGCAUCACCCUACUGGUGCUUUGGACACUCAGUCGGGAGCCCGACGACAAGCGGCCCCUGGGCCACUUCCCGGACAUCCACUUCGUGGAGGAGGCCCCGCGGAGGAGCAUAGAGACCCUCCGCCAGCGCCUGGCCCAGAUCUCACACAACAUCCGCCAACGCAACAAGUGUCUCCCCAUCCCCUACUACUAUCUGGACCCCGUGCUGAUCGAGAACAGCAUUUCUAUUUAGGAUGGCCCCUCUCCACUCAACUUUCCUGCCCUGCACCCGCCUGUUUUCCAAUAAAAUCACU
Molecule: messenger RNA, 2459 nt
Organism: Bubalus bubalis (water buffalo)
Lineage: Eukaryota; Metazoa; Chordata; Mammalia; Artiodactyla; Bovidae
Gene: ALOX12B
Product: arachidonate 12-lipoxygenase, 12R type
Exons: 15
Coding region: 299-2398 (699 amino acids)
Biological process (GO): linoleic acid metabolic process; lipid oxidation
Cellular component (GO): perinuclear region of cytoplasm
Molecular function (GO): iron ion binding; arachidonate 12(S)-lipoxygenase activity; protein binding
Source: RefSeq, a predicted model, not a curated record